AUGUACAUUGUAUUAAAUAUUUGCGUUGAAUUUAUUGCGUGUAUUGAUGUGAAAACAACAUCGGGUGUAGUGAGGGGUCAGACAAUAAAUGUGUUUAACAUAAGUGUUAACGAGUUUUUGGGUAUACCUUAUGCCGAACCACCCGUCGGGAAACUCCGGUUCGCCAAACCUGAACCCAUCAAAACACCAAAACCGGACAUUAUCGAUGCAACAAAACCGAAAAAUGCUUGCAUUCAAAGCCCGUCGCCAUUCUUCCCAAAUCUGACCACAAGUGAAGACUGUUUGGUAUUAAACAUAUGGACACCAAAUGCGGGCAAUAAUAACACAAACAAAUCACAGCUCAAACCUAUUAUGUUUCACAUUCACGGCGGAGCGUUGACAAUGGGCUCAAUAUUUGCACCACCGAUAACUAAUGUGUUGGCCGUACAUGAUGUGGUGUAUGUCUCAACACAGUAUAGAUUAGGACAGUUGGGCUUUCUAUACGGGGAUCGGGAGGACGCGCCCGGAAAUGUGGGCUUUUAUGACCAGUUAUUGGCUCUCAAAUGGUUUAUAGAAAAUGCUGAACAUUUUGGUGGAGACAAGAAUCAAAUCACAAUAUUGGGUGAGAGCGCCGGGAGUUGGUCGGUGUCCGCACACAUACUCUCCCCGCUAUCCAAAGGCCUAUUCAAGAGGGCUAUUAUGGAAAGCGGGGCCUUUAUGUUCAAUAAGGCCAGGGAUGUGGUCAACAUGAGCGCCGGGAGUUGGUCGGUGUCCGCACACAUACUCUCCCCGCUAUCCAAAGGCCUAUUCAAGAGGGCUAUUAUGGAAAGCGGGGCCUUUAUGUUCAAUAAGGCCAGGGAUGUGGUCAACAAAACAGAGGCAAUACUUUUAGGCAAACGGAUAGCAAAAGAUCACAAAUGCAGCGAAAGUGAGGAUUGGUUGCAAUGUUUGCGAGGAUUGGAUGCAAAAGAGUUUAACAAAUACUCAAAUCCCGUAACAUAUCCUGUAUUUGAAACUGAAUUCCUACCCAUUUCUGCGCAAAAGGCAUUUGUGAGCAAAAAAUAUAAUUCAGAUGUCGAUAUAAUGGCAGGCAUUGCCAGCACUGAGGGCUCAAUGUUAUCGUAUUUAGUAACUUUAGAUGACUUUAUUGACUACACUAAACAAACAGACGCUCUUUACCACGGAUUUGAUAUGAAACGUGUGGACGACUAUUAUCUACAAAAUGUCAACAAAAACAGUUCACUUGAGCUCAAGAAAGCAUUUUAUCAAUUGUUUGGGGACUUAAUAAUGAAAUGUCCGACAUAUCUGUUUGCUAAACAAAUGGCCACAAUCGUACCUGGUCAUAAUGUAUAUUUCUACCAGGUCACAUAUCAAAACAAGUAUACUGCUCAUACAUUGGGCUGUGAUAAGGAAGCAAACCAACCGUAAGCGAAGAGUGGCCACAAUUAUUGAGUGGAAAUACAAUUAAUGUGAAAAACCUGAACCC
Medioppia subpectinata is the source of this 1465-nucleotide messenger RNA. The record is from the annotation of a GenBank genome assembly. NCBI's taxonomy places the organism in Eukaryota, Metazoa, Arthropoda, Arachnida, Sarcoptiformes, Oppiidae.